Molecule: messenger RNA, 2658 nt
Organism: Dracunculus medinensis (Guinea worm)
Lineage: Eukaryota; Metazoa; Nematoda; Chromadorea; Rhabditida; Dracunculidae
Source: the annotation of a GenBank genome assembly
AUGCCUCGACUUGUUCCGCGAUCUAAAAUUCGUCAACUUGAAGAGAGACCUGAAACAAGUCGACAAAUCCUUGUGCCGGAAUUAUUAAAUGUGCAUCCGAUACCAGCAUCAUUAUGGAAUCUUUCGGCAGCUUUACCAACCAUUCUCCAUCGUAUGAAUACUUUGCUGCUAGCUGAAGAAUUACGAGCCACAAUUAUGCGAGACGCUUUAGGAUUAAGCGAACAAAUCCUUGAGGAUUAUACGUGGGAACCAUUGGAUUAUACUACUAUUUUAGAUGAACCAGAUGUAAAACCUGUCACAAAAAUCGAUGAACUGAAUAAAGAACACGAAAUAAGCUCUCGUGAAAAAGAAUUCGUUGCUAGAACUGAAGCAGGCAACCCCGAAAUGCUGGAUUUUGAAAUUGGUGUUUGGGAUCCAGAAUUAGCUUCUAAUUUGGAAUCGCCUGGCAGCAGUAUUCCUAUUACCGCUGAUGCAAAACCAUUUCAUAAUGAGGCAGAACCAGAUACGGUUGGAUUGCUGUCUGCUGAAUCAGUUUUAAGACAGCAUGGUGAUAUGUCAGAUGAUGAAGGCGAAGCUGCAAUUGUAUUGUUUGAUUUCAUGAAUAGCGUUCACGAACGACUUGGACAGGAAAAUAUACAUAGCAUAUUUGCACCAAGAGAAAAUAUACAAUCUGGUGGCUGGGAUGAUCACAUAAUUUUCGAAGAACCAACUAAGAGCGGAAUUGUACCUCUGUCAGUGACCAGUGGUGGUUCAUUAAUUGAUAGUCGUGCAUUAAUGGAUGAUUUAUCAAAAAUGAGUUGGGGAAUGGAGUCUUGCUUUCAAGCAAGUAAUGUUUCCAAUGCAAUGAAUAUUGCUUCUCAUACAACUGAUGCAGCAGAGCAAAUGCAGGAGAUGACGAAAACAAAAAUGGCAGACAAAACAUGCGGAAAUUGGAAUCGUCAAAACUUGUUCCUCACAAAAGGCAAAAAGCAGCAACCUGCAAAGUUAUAUUUGGAUACUAUGGAGCAGUUAGAGAGUAAUGAUUAUGCAUCAUCAAAUAAUAGAAAGCAAGAAGAAAGUGUUAAUCUUUUGGAAUUCCUCGAUGACGAUUCUGAUUUGAUUGCUGAAGAGUCAAAUUUUAAUAUUCUGAAUAAUGCAUUCGAUGAAACCUAUACUCUAAUUCCUGUUGGUUUUUCCGUUAACUCUGUGCUUGUUGAGUGUAUGGCUAAAACUGCUGCGAAGGUUGAAGUUAUUUCACCAGAACUUAAAUGGAUGACUUUUUCAUUUCAAGAAGAUACCUUGGAUAAACGGCCUUAUGGUGUUUCACCUUGCAUUCUACUUCAAGCUCUCACUUUAUCGAGUGCAGCAGAUGGAAUUAAUUUAGAACGAUUGGAAACAGUAGGCGAUUCAUUUCUAAAAUUUGCAGUUACUGACUAUCUAUAUCAUGCAAACAAAGAUCAACAUGAAGGAAAAUUAAGCUUCGCAAGGAGCAAAGAGGUCUCUAACUGUAACCUUUAUCGAUUAGGCAAAAAACGAAAUCUUCCUUCCUUGAUAAUUGGAACGAAAUUUGAUCCAUCUGAUGGUUGGUUGCCUCCAUGUUAUGCACCAAUAACCGAUUUUAAAACGCCCAAUCAGGAGGAUGCUGAAGAAAGGGAUUUGUUGAUGGAAAAAGUUCUUGAAGGGAAUAUCCCAUAUGAGCAGACUAUCAAAGCUAGGACUGGCUGGGAUGAAGAUGAUUCUAAUAGUGAAAUUCGGAAAGUUGUUCAUGGGGUUGAAACAAUUCAUAUUCCUAAGUCGAAACAUAUAAAUUGGGAUGGAACAGAUGAUGUAUGCCCAUUAGCAUAUAAUACACUAACUCAACAAAGUCUCUGUGAUAAAUCUAUAGCCGAUAGUGUCGAAGCAUUAAUUGGUGCUCAUUUGCUACAGUUAGGGCCUACAUGCGCGUUGAAAUUUAUGAAAUGGCUUGGAUUAAAAGUUCUUACUAGUCCAGUUGAAAUCGAAUCUCCAUUGUUGAAGUUCUUAGAUACUUCUGAACAGCAUCCACGUCAGUAUAGUCCUGGUGUUUUGACUGAUCUUCGUUCUGCACUCGUCAACAAUACAAUAUUCGCUUCACUUGCAGUGAAGUAUAAUUUUCAUAAGCAUUUUGUUGCAAUGUGCCCUGGGCUUCAUUUCAUGAUUGAAAAAUUCGUUGAACUUUGUAAAGAAAAGAAUUUUUCUCAAACAAAUUUCAAUGCAGAGAUGUAUAUGGUCACGACUGAGGAUGAAAUUGAUGAAGGAGAAGAGGAAGAUAUCGAAGUUCCUAAAGCUAUGGGAGAUAUAUUUGAAUCGGUCGCCGGUGCUAUUUAUUUGGACAGUGGAAGAAACCUCGAUACCAUAUGGCGCAUUUUUUAUAACCUAAUGAAGGAAACGAUCGAAGAAUGUUGUAAUAAUCCACCGAAAUCACCUAUUCAGUCAAAUGGUGCUUGCGACUUACUGUAUCGUACUCUGUCAAAAUUGGAACGUAAUUUGGCCACUGGUAAAAUUCGAGUAACGGUUGAUAUACAUGGGAAGUGCCGAUUCACCGGUAUGGGUCGGAGUUAUCGUAUCGCUAAAUGUACUGCCGCUAAAAGGGCUUUACGAUAUUUAAAAAGUUUAAGGAUAGAAAAGGAGAAAGCUGCUCAAAAAAUGGAUCAAUUAUAG